AUGUUCAAAAUCACGCCUCAAUUAUCUGAAAGAAUUAACCAUUUCGCGAGAUUUCCACAAACAGGUGUCUCACUAAGACAAAUGGUCAUGAUGGGUCAAAAACCUUCACCUCUUACAUUUUUUAAAGCAAGCCAGUUUCUACAUGAGGAAUUACCAAUCCGAAUAGCUCAUCGCGUAAAGGAACUGGAUGAGUUACCACCUAAUCUAGGAGAAAUGCCUUCGAUUGUUAAAGUCAAGAAUUGGUACGCUCAAUCAUUUGAGGAAUUAACAAUGUUGUCGCCUCCUGAGUUGACAUCUGAAAUGAAGGCCAAUAUAAAGGAUGCAACGAGAAACACCACUUUACUUCCAGAGAGUAUACCCAACGUGGAUUAUCCGUGUGAAAAACCAAAGUAUAGUUACUAUACAGCCAUACCUUCCACUCACAGAUAUUAUACAAAUUGCGAAAGUAUUGAAUGUACGCCCUCAAUGUUGGCAUAUGUAGACAAGCUGGUGCAAACGAUAGAAGAAGUCAAAAGGAGACAUGACCCAGUAGUGACAACAAUGGCUCAGGGUAUUAUUGAAUAUAAGGAGCACUGGAAAGCAACCACGAUAGAUCCUGAAAUCCAACACUUUUUGGACAGGUUUUACAUGUCGAGAAUAGGUCUUCGCAUGCUUAUAGGGCAACACUCUGCACUCUAUCGUGGUCCUUUCCUGCCCAAUUAUGUGGGCGUAAUUUGUACAAAUACCAAUAUUAAACAAAUUGCUCAGGAUGCCAUUGAAAAUGCACGAAUUAUAUGUGAAGAUCAUUAUGGUCUCUUUAAAGCACCUCAAGUUCAACUAUUCUGCCCACAGGAUAUUGAGUUUAUGUAUGUUCCUUCACAUCUUAAUCAUAUGAUAUUUGAGCUGCUAAAGAACUCGCUUCGAGCAGUGGUCGAACGAUUUGGAGUGGAUUAUGAAGACGAGUACCCACCUAUUAAGGUAGCUAUUGCCCAUGGGAAAGAAGAUAUUACGAUAAAGAUAUCAGAUGAAGGUGGAGGUAUACCAAGGUCAGGUAUCCCUAUGGUGUGGACCUAUAUGUACACGACUGCACAAGCUCAAGUACUAGAACCUGAGUUUAACCAAACUGAAUUUAAAGCGCCUAUGGCUGGAUUUGGAUAUGGUCUCCCAAUCUCGAGAUUGUAUGCAAGGUAUUUUGGAGGAGAUUUGAAGCUUAUAUCAAUGGAAGGAUACGGAACAGACGCCUAUCUGCAUUUAAAUCGUCUUUCAAACAGUGAUGAACCAUUGAUUAUGUAG
Messenger RNA from Rhizopus microsporus ATCC 52813, 1272 nucleotides. Its product is annotated as alpha-ketoacid dehydrogenase kinase. Gene Ontology annotation, molecular function: pyruvate dehydrogenase (acetyl-transferring) kinase activity. The record is from RefSeq and is a predicted model, not a curated record. Gene Ontology annotation, biological process: protein phosphorylation; regulation of glucose metabolic process. Gene Ontology annotation, cellular component: mitochondrion. The transcript is spliced from 8 exons. Lineage: Eukaryota; Fungi; Mucoromycota; Mucoromycetes; Mucorales; Rhizopodaceae. Bases 1 to 1272 code for a protein of 423 amino acids.